AUGGCAAAACAAACUAUGAAGAAGGACCAACAAAUGAUGUUAGCUUUAGGACUCAAUAUUAAAGAAAUAAUAGAAAUUACAAGACCAGAAUGUGAACACAUGAUGACUGAUGUCACAAAAAGAAAAAUUGAUAAAAUACAAGAAAUUAGUGACAAAACAUUAUUAGAUGCUCAAAGAUGGGAUGAAUUGAAUUUUUUGGAAAAACUUUUGGUAAAAUUAAAAAUAAGAUUCAGGAUCACUUAUAUCAUGAUAUUGGGAAUCUCUUUGAAAAGAUCUUUUAAGAAAGACAAGCUUAAAAAACAAUUAGAAGAAAAUAUGAUAAAAAUGCAAGAAUUUCUAAACGACUCUAAAGAAAAUAUACAAGGGGAACUAGAAAAAGAAAGAGAAUUAACCAUAGAAGAAUG
Messenger RNA from Acaulospora morrowiae, 404 nucleotides. The record is from the annotation of a GenBank genome assembly. Lineage: Eukaryota; Fungi; Glomeromycota; Glomeromycetes; Diversisporales; Acaulosporaceae.